Molecule: messenger RNA, 2457 nt
Organism: Ochotona princeps (American pika)
Lineage: Eukaryota; Metazoa; Chordata; Mammalia; Lagomorpha; Ochotonidae
Gene: PLEKHF1
Product: pleckstrin homology and FYVE domain containing 1
Exons: 2
Coding region: 229-1068 (279 amino acids)
Molecular function (GO): metal ion binding; phosphatidylinositol binding
Source: RefSeq, a predicted model, not a curated record
UCUGGGGACCCGAGGCGACUCCGCCCGCUGCGCUCCAGGGCCCCGAUUGGCACAGCCGCCCAUCGGAGGGCGUGUCGGCGGGGGUUGGAACGCGGCGGCGAGGGCGGCGCGAGGCCGGGCCGAGGCGGGGCUGCGGGACGCGGCGGCCGGUGGACAGCUGGGGGACGGCUGGAGGACCGAGGGCUGGGCUGCCGAGUGCGAGUGGACGGCUGGACGGGGAGCCCAGCCAUGGUGGACCACUUGGUGAACACGGAGAUCAACAGCCAGCGGAUCGCAGCGGUGGAGAGCUGCUUUGGGGCGUCGGGGCAGCCGCUGGCCCUGCCAGGCCGGGUGCUGCUGGGCGAGGGUGUGCUGACCAAGGAGUGCCGCAAGAAGGCCAAGCCCCGCAUCUUCUUCCUCUUCAAUGACAUUCUGGUCUACGGCAGCAUCGUGCUCAACAAGCGCAAGUACCGCAGUCAGCACAUCAUCCCCCUGGAGGAGGUGACCCUGGAGCCGCUGCCCGAGACCCUGCAGGCCAAGAACCGCUGGAUGAUCAAGACAGCCAAGAAGUCCUUCGUGGUGUCGGCCGCCUCCACCACGGAGCGCCAGGAGUGGAUCAGUCACAUUGAGGAGUGCGUGCGGCGGCAGCUGCUGGCCACGGGCCGUCAACCCACCACGGAGCACGCAGCCCCCUGGAUCCCUGACAAGGCCACGGACAUCUGCAUGCGCUGCACGCACACGCGCUUCUCGGCCCUCACCCGGCGCCACCACUGCCGCAAGUGCGGCUUCGUGGUCUGCGCCGAAUGCUCCCGGGAGCGCUUCCUGCUGCCGCGCCUCUCGCCCAAGCCCCUGCGCGUGUGCAGCCUCUGCUACCGCGAGCUGGCCGCCCAGAAGCUGAAGGAGGAGGCGGAGGAGCAGGGCCAGGGGUCCCCCGGACAGCUGGCCCAGCGAGCUGGAGCCCUUUACGGGGCGUCCAGUGGCGACGAUGAUGACUCGGAGGAGGACAAGGAGAGCAGCGGGGACAGCGACUGGCCCAGCCAUGUGGAGUUUUACACCUCGGGCGUGUCCUGGUCGGCCUUCCACAGCUGACCCAUGCCUGCAGAGCUCCAGUGCUCAGGCCUGUGAAGCCGCCCCCUGGUGGCUGGUGCAGCGUGGGGGGAGGAGUUGGGGGAGGGCUUCUUGCUCUCAGAGUUCUCAGUGCCUUUGUGCUGGACGCCCGUGUCCUUCUCAGCGUGCUAAAGGGAAUCACCCUCCCAUUGAGCAAGCCCCAAAGACAGAGGCUCUUGGAAACAGGCACCUGCUCAGCUGUAUAGGUGCCAGACAAGCCCUAGAAUUAAACAACCUAGGUGUCCUGGACAUUCAGGGAUCCCCAGAGGUGUUCAGAGUGCAGAAGGAAGAUAAGAUGGAAGUGAGGCUCCACUCCUUGCUGAGACUGGGAAAAGCCCACCACCCCUGCUGGUGCCUACCGCUGAAGGCUGGGCCCUGCCAGGCUAGGCAAGAGGCUGCACAUAGGCAUGUGGGAGAAUGUGUGCUGGAGGUACCCACUGGGCCCAGGGGCACAGCCUGAGCAGGACUCUGCCCUGUCUCCUGUCUGCAGGUACCAGGUGUGCACAGCCCUUUGUCCUGCUCUCAGCUCUGGCCCCAGCCGAGAAAGCCACCUCCUGUUAGGGCCCUUUGGACAAGGACAGAAACCACACCUAGACUGACAGGCAGUGCAAAAAAAAGUUGAUCAGCUGGUGAGGCUGCAUAGUCGGGGGGUGUCCUUGCUGCAGACACAGCUCAGCCCAAGCUGGGAGCUGCCGGCAGCCCAGCCGAGGCAGACGCCCAUCCAGCGCCUGCUCCGGGCUCCUCCAGGACAUGGCCAUGCUGGCUGCCCUGAGCGCCCCCACAUGUGCAGCCCUGCUCACUUGGCUGCAGGCGACCUAAAUGAUAGAAUAGAAGGAACAAGGAGCCGUUUGUCUGAGCGAGCCUGGCCCUGGGGGUGGAGCCUCGGAGUGCAGAGGUCGUUCUGGGAGCAGCAACCGGCCUUGCUCAGCUACGCGUGUGCUGGAGCGGAGCUUGAGUGCCUGCCACCUGCCAGACCAGGCUCCCGGGCACCUCCCCAUCCUCAGAGCACCGUGGGGUUACGGCCAGCUGGAAGUGGUGACUUGGGAGCUGGUCGGGCAGAGCAUCCUCCCCUUUGCACAUGCAGAGCCUGGAGGGCCAGGUUGGAGGACAGAGUUCUGGGAACUGCUGCUGCGGCCACCAUUCACCACAGAUGGCCCUUGGGAUGGCAAGGCCUGUGGACUGGGACCAGCUCCUGGGGGGGGGAGGCGGGAGCCGGUGGAUGUGGGGAGGGGGUCAGCUGUCUCAAAGAAGCAUGCGAUUGUUUACUUUGUCUCCUUGGCCUCACUGAGCCGCACAGACUGGUUCUGCCUGGGCAGAGGGCACAGACUGGACAGGUCAUGGGGCGAGUGGCCACUUCCCGAAGAAUGAUCU